This is a messenger RNA of Mercenaria mercenaria, 8264 nucleotides long. Its product is annotated as ras-related GTP-binding protein C-like. The transcript is spliced from 12 exons. Gene Ontology annotation, cellular component: lysosome; nucleus; Gtr1-Gtr2 GTPase complex. Gene Ontology annotation, molecular function: GTP binding; GTPase activity. The record is from RefSeq and is a predicted model, not a curated record. The coding region runs from base 292 to 1524 and encodes 410 amino acids. Gene Ontology annotation, biological process: cellular response to amino acid stimulus; positive regulation of TOR signaling; regulation of autophagy. NCBI's taxonomy places the organism in Eukaryota, Metazoa, Mollusca, Bivalvia, Venerida, Veneridae.
CAGUUGUCAGAUGACAGUCACACUUCCUGAAAGUUAUAUUUUGUAAACAUUGCCAAAAUAUGAGCAUGACGAUGUCUUUAGAUUGAGUUAAAAUACAUGAAAGCAGCGAGCACAAUAUAACGAAAAUGGGUUUUCCUUGACGCACAUUUUUGUGCGUUUUAGCACACUGAUUUUCAAAGUGACCCUCAAAAUAAUUCUUAACGCGUCAUUGGUGGCGCAACUCAACUACUGGCCGAAAUUAUGGCGACUUGAAUUUCGUACCCAAUAUUGUAAUCUUACGAGCCAGAUGAUAUGGGGGCUUACAGCGUGUCAUUCCCUCGGGAUUUCAACUAUGGUCCAGAAGACGGGGAGGGAGAUAGUGCUGGAGCUGUACCAGAACACAAACCCAGGAUACUGCUUAUGGGUCUUAGACGGAGUGGUAAAUCCUCCAUACAGAAGGUAGUCUUUCAUAAGGUGUCACCAAAUGAGACACUCUUCCUAGAAAGUACAAGCAAAGUAGUCAAAGAAGAUGUGACCAAUUGUUCGUUUGUAGUUUUUCAAAUCUGGGAUUUGCCCGGACAUUUAGACUACUUUGACUCGACAUUUGACUCAGAGCAUAUCUUCGGAGGAUGUGGAGCUCUUAUAUUUGUUAUAGAUUCUCAGGAUGAUUAUAUGGAUGCAUUGGCCAAACUUCACUUCACAGUAUCACGAGCGUACAAAAUAAAUCCAAAAAUAAAGUUUGAAGUGUUUAUCCACAAAGUAGACGGUCUGUCCGAUGACCAUAAGAUAGAGACGCAGCGAGAUAUACAUCAGCGUGCCACAGAUGACCUUGUUGAUGCAGGAUUAGAUAAUUUACAUUUAAGCUUUUAUUUAACCAGUAUAUAUGACCACUCAAUAUUUGAAGCAUUUAGUAAAGUGAUACAGAAAUUAAUCCCACAGUUGCCAACACUAGAAAAUCUCCUAGACAUUUUCAUAUCAAAUUCAGGUAUAGAGAAAGCUUUUUUGUUUGAUGUGGUCAGUAAGAUAUACAUUGCUACAGACAGUUCUCCUGUUGACAUGCAAUCCUACGAGUUAUGCUGUGAUAUGAUAGAUGUUGUUCUCGACAUUUCAAUGAUUUAUGGUGAGGAAAACAGAGCUUCAAAUUCCGUUGCUGACAGUCUCAUCCCACCGCAACAUCGUGGAAAGUUUUGUAUAAGUCCGAUUAGUUUUGAUAGUGAUGACUCACUAAGUGAAGACGGAGAUUCUUCGUUCCCACCAGACAGAGUAAAAGAAGAGAGUGCCUUUAACACAGAAAGUUCAUCUGUUAUCAAACUGAACAAUGGUACAGUGAUGUACCUGAGAGAAGUCACCAAAUAUUUGGCUCUUGUAUGUAUACUUAGGGAGGACAGCUUCAAGAGGCAGGGUUUGAUAGACUACAACUUCUGGUGUUUUAGACAAGGUAUACAAGAUGUGUUUGAACUGCGGAAAAAACUUGGUCUCACGAACGGAGAGGUUGCUCCAAACGGCUUACCGGAUGCACCGAAAGAUACUCUAGCUGGAAAAUAGUGACCGGAUUUAUAUCUGAGAAAAUAAUUAGAAGAUAACUCAGUUCAGGGCUUCUGUGUGCCAUUGUCACCAAGUUAGGCAGGCCCUGACUGACAGAAGCUUUUCAAAAUUGGUGACAAAAAAAUUGAAUCAGAUGGUACAAGUUGUAAACAGUAGUGUAAAGAAUGGCAGUUUUUGUUUAAUGUGGUUACUUGGGUUUAUCAUUAAAGCCAGAAAAGUGGACACUAAAGUAACAGAGAGAUAUGAAAAUUGUCUUUGCCUUGAGUGUUUAAAUAAGAAAAGAGCCGGUUCUCCACUGUCAAGAGUUCAGGUAAAAACCUUCUGAAAAAAGUACCUGAGUGUGUCGGAUAUUAUCUAAAACCUUGCAAAAAUAGUAAAUUAGUGUACUGGAUACGAUAUAAAACCUUGUACAAAUGGUAAAUAAGAGUGUUGGAUACUUCUUAUUAAUAAGUGCAUAAAAAGAAAAAUGUCUGUGUAGUUAUCUGUUUGGGGUUUAAUAUGUCAUUGCUUGAAUAUACUGCUUAAAAAAAAAUGAGCUGAAUGUGUGGGCACUUUUUGCUAAUAGCCUGCCAUUUCACGAUGCGUGUUGUAGUAGUACCGCCUGGUUAUAUCUUUGAAUUUUAGAUUUUGUAGAUUUCUAAAAUUUCAUUUUUCACAUCCAAAAAAAAUGGUAUAUAUUUUUAUAGUUGUUACCCGCAUGUUUUUGCAUUUAUUGUGAGAUUUUAAGAUUUCCUAGUGCAACAUUACAGUUGAAAGAAGUGUGGUUUUCUAAUGCACUACAACACACGGCGUUUAUCCUGUUACACUUGUUUCAUAUAAAAAAGUUAUUCACUUGUCUAGAACAAGUUCUUACCUGGUACUUAUAUUGGGUAAGUUUAGUGAUAUCUGAUAAGUAAAUGAAAUACUUUUGAAAAGCAGUGUUAUACCCUUAUCAAACAUGGCAAUUUUAUAAACAUGUGAAAUGUUUUGUAAUUAGUUGAUUUCUUAUUUUUUUUUAUUAAGAUCAAUUUCAUUACCAAGACUAUACCUAAGAUAAUUCUUUAAAUAGUCUGUAAAGCUGUGCAAUAUUAUAUAUUAUAAGAUUUAUACUAAAGUUUUCUUUUAUACCAUAAUACCAGAAAUGAGCCGCACCAUGAGAAAAUCAAUGUACUGCAUUUGCAACCAGCAUGGAUCAAGACCAGCCUGCGCAUCCGCGCAGUCUGGUCAGGAUCCAUGUUGUUCACUUUCAAAGCCUAUUGCAAUUAGAGAAACCGUUAGCAAACAGCAUGGAUCCUGACGAGACUGUGUGGAUGCGCAGGCUGCUCUGGAUCCAUGCUGUUCCCCAAUGCAUUAUGUUGGUUUUCUCAUGGUGUGGCUCAUAUUUUCAUGUUUCUAAAAUUUUGUGAAACUUGCAGUCUGAUAACUUGAGGUUCACUUCUUCUGUUAGCAGUUAUUUUUCAAAAACAGGUGAUAAAAAUCUUAGGGUUUUUUUGCUUGGGCUAAUUUUUGGCAAAAUAAUUGGAUGACCUGAAAUUAGCAAAGAUUAAUUCUCACACUUCAUUUCUAAUUUAAGAAUAAUUUGAUAUAUUCUCAAAAUUUCAAAAUCACUGACAGAAGUCAUGCAUGCAUUUAUUGACUUUUCUUGUUGUUGGAUCAACAUAAUUGAGCCGUGCCAUGAAAAAACCAACAUAGUGGGUAUGCGACCAGCAUGGAUCCAGACCAGCCUGCGCAUCCGUGCAGUCUGGUCAGGCUUCAUACUGUUCACUUUUAGUUUCUCCAAUUCCAAUAGGCUUUAAAAGCGAACAGCAUGGAGCCUGACCAGACUGCGCGGAUGCGCAGGCUGGUCUGGAUCCAUGCUGGUCGCAUACCCACUAUGUUGGUUUUCUCAUGGUGCGGCUCAUAUUUAUUAACCUUUCUUCCAUGUAUGUUUUCAUUGAAUUUCCUGUUUAUUUAUUGCUUCUUUCAUAACUUUAAUGUAUAUGUGCUUCCUAAAUAUGCCAGUCACCAAAUGUUUCAUACGUGUCAAGUGGGAGAAACUGUGUGUAAUGUAUAUAAUGUUACUGAUAUGUCAAGAGAGAGAGAAACUAUAUGUGUUAAGUUUGUAGCUCAUUGCUGUAUUAAAUUGUUACCAUGAUUAUAUUCUUUGUUAAUGAGCACUGAAUUCUUUUUCUGAUCAUGAUAGAAAUUCAUGUAUAUAAAUUGAGAAUAACACAAUUUGUGUUAAAUCUUGCGUUAUGUAAAUGUGUAUAUAUUUAUAGUCUAAAUGCAUUUGCUCCAAUGAGGCUCUGCACCGCAGUAGUAUCUUACUUCCCUCAGAUUAUAUUGACCCCUUAGGUUGGGGCUUUGCACAGCUUCUAAGUCUCGAUUGUCUGAACUGUGCCACAAUGUCAUGUAUGAUAAUGUUAAUUAUGUCUCCCCCAGGAGACAUAUUGUUUUUGCCCUGUCCGUCCGUCCGUCCGUCCGUCCGUCACACUUCAUUUCCGAGCAAUAACUGGAGAACCAUUUGACCUAGAACCUUCAAACUUCAUAGGGUUGUAGGGCUGCUAGAGAAGACGACCCCUAUUGUUUUUGGGGUCACUCCAUCAAAGGUCAAGGUCACAGGGGCCUGAACAUUGAAAACCAUUUCCGAUCAAUAACUAGAGAACCACUUGACCCAGAAUGUUGAAACUUCAUAGGAUGAUUGGUCAUGAAGAGUAGAUGACCCCUAUUGAUUUUGGGGUCACUCCGUCAAAGUUCAAGGUCACAGGGGCCUGAACAUUGAAAACCAUUUCCGAUCAAUAACUAGAGAACCACUUGACCCAGAAUGUUGAAACUUCAUAGGAUGAUUGGUCAUGAAGAGUAAAUGACCCCUAUUGAUUUUGGGGUCACUCCGUCAAAGGUCAAGGUCACAGGGGCCUGAACAUUGAAAACCAUUUCCAAUCAAUAACUAGAGAACCACCUGACCCAGAAUGUUGAAACUUGAUAGGAUGAUUGGUCAUAAAGAGUAGAUGACUCUUAUUGAUUAUGGGAUUACUCCGUCAAAGGUCAAGGUCACAGGGGCCUGAACAUUGAAAACAAUUUCCGAUCAAUAACUAGAGAACCACUUAACCCAGAAUGUUGAAACUUAAUAGGAUGGUUGGUCAUAAAGAGUAGAUGACCCCUUAAGAUUUUGGGGUCACUCUGUGAAAGGUCAAGGUCACAGGGGCCCGCACAUUGAAAACCAUUUCCGGUCAGUAACUUGAGAACCACUUCACCCAGAAUGAUGAAACUUCGUAGGAUGAUUGGUCAUGCAGAGUAGAUGAACCCUAACGAUUUUAGGGUCACUCUGUUAAAAGUCAAGGCCACAGGGGCCUGAACAUGGAAAACCAUUUCCAAUCAAUAACUUGAGAACCUCUCGACCCAGAAUAUUGAAACUUCAUAGGAUGAUUGUUCAUGCAGAGUAAAUGACCCUUAUUGUUUUUGGGGUCACUCCGUUAAAGGUCAAGGUCACAGGGGCCUGAACAUUGAUAACCAGUUCCGAUCAAUAACUUGAGAACCACUUGACCCAGAAUGUUGAAACUUCAUAGGAUGAUUAAACAUGCAGAGUAGAUGACCCCUAUUGAUUUUGGGGUCAGUCUAUUAAAGGUCAAGGUCACAGUGGCCUGUUCAUGUAAAAUCAUUUUUUGGAAAUAACUUGAGAACCACUUGACCUACAAUGUUGAAACUUAAUAGGAUGAUUGGACAUGCAGAGUACAUGACCACUAUUUAUUUUGAGGUCACUUGAUCAAAGGUCAGGGUCACAGGAGCCUGAACAGUGACUUGAGAACCACUAGGCCACGAGUGUUGAAAUUUAGCAGGAUGACUGGACAUGCCAAGUAGAUGAUCCCUAUUGCAGCCAACCAUCAGUGUCUCUUUGACUUCCGCUCCUGACCCCUAUUGACUUCUUGCCUAUAGGACUUUGCAUUGGGGGAGACAUGCGCUUUUUUACAAAAGCAUUUUCUAGUUUUAUUUGAUUUCUCCCAUAAAAGGAUUGUGUUUUUUCCUUGACAUGAGAACAUUUCUGGCUCAAACAGCCAACAUUACUGGACAUUGCCCAUAGAUAGCAUGUAUUGUGGCAUUUUCUGCUCUAACCCAUAGAAAGAUAUCUGAGCUGGUCUUAUAGAAGAUCUCUCAUGUCAAACAAUUUAUUUAAUUCUGUUGUGACUUAAAACUCAGCCAAACUCUACAUUAAUGUAUAAAUAUGCAAGUUACGAGUUGCCUGAAAGAUUUUGUAAAUAUUGACUUCACUUACUGAAGAUGGAGGCGACAGUUAUGUGUUUACUUACGGAGGAUGUACUUUCAUUGCAGAUUUUGAGAUUUAUAAGUACACAAUACAAUAUUAAAAAAGUUUUGUCUAUAUUAACAUUAUAAGCAGACAAAAUAUUUCAUGAAUUGUGUUUUAUGAACAUGAUGGUACAUUAGUUCCUGAUAAACUCACUGUUGUUGGCUAAAGAACAUGUCAAAAUAAUUUUACAUGGAUAAAAUAUUAAGGUAGUCUUUAUUUAUCUUAGAUUAUAACAACACUAUAUUAUAAGUAUAUGAAACAUUAGCUUAUACAAGAUGUUUUCAGACAGAACAGGAUUAUCCUGUUAGAAUUCAAACAAGUGAUUUACCAUAUACUGGAUAAGACAUUAGAAUUAAGGUGAGUGAGAUGUUUUAAAGAAACUUACUUGCACAUUUUAGGCAAAAAAUAACUUCUUUCAAAAAUCCAUAAAAAGUGACUAAUCUGACACUGACUAGUGGUAUCGGUACAAACUUGGUGACACAAGAUUUUUCCAAGAUAUUCUUAUAAAGUUAUUGUGCAAAAGGUAGUAAACACCUAUGAAAUAAUGCAGAAAAUUCUUGCAUUUUUAGCUCACCUGUCACGAAGUGACAAGGUGAGCUAUUGUGACCGCUUGAUGUUCGUCGUCCGGCGUCAGUCGUCCGGCGUGCGUCGACAAUUUCUAAAAAAAUCUUGAAAACCACUGGGCAGAAUUACACCAAACUUCACAGGAAUGAUCCUUGGGUGGCCCCCUUUCAAAAUUAUUCAAAGAAUUGAAUUCCAUGCAGAACUCUGGUUGCCAUGGCAACCGAAAGGAAAAACGUUAAAAAUCUUCUUGUCCAAAACCACAGGCCCUAGGGCUUUGAUAUCUGGUGUGUAGCAUCAUCUAGUGGUCCUCUACCAAAAUUGUUCAAAUUAUUUAAUUGUUUAAUUAUAAUUAUCUGAUGACCCUAAGUAAUAUGAUGUCUCUUGACUGUGACCUUGACCUACUGACCUACUUUCUUGAUUUUUAAUAUACAGCCUUGAAAUUUUGAUGACAUACACAGUUUUGCACACAAAUCGUAAAACUGAAUUUCAUUGACCAUGAAUGUGACCUACUGACUUUCUUGAUAUUUUCUCAUCAGUUUGACAUUUGAAACAUGUAGCUCAUAUUACUCAGGUGAGCGAUCCAGGGUCAUCAUGACUCUCUUGUUACCAAUAUCUAACUUUAAUUUUCACUCACUUUACCAUUUUUUAGUGUCAUUAUACAUUCUGUGCCAAACUUUGUGGAAAUGAACAUGUUGAAAAUUUGCACCUAAACUAGGGGCGAGUAACUUUAAGACAAAAGGACCUCAAAGUACUGAAUCAACAUGCUAUAUAUACUUUUGAACCUGUGUUAGCUGUCACCUGUAUUAAGCAGCUGCUUGCCAUAAGCAUCCAGUCUGUUAAUCAGCCUGAAAAAAAGCAGCUAUUAUUAGUCAAUCCUUUAGCUGUUGUUUUAUACUUUAUUAAAUUAAUAGUGUAUAGUGAUAACUUAAAGAAUGUUCCACAGUUAGAAUAUAGAAGUACUUAAGUUCUUACAAAAUUAUCAAAUUUUGCUAAGAACUAUAUCAUUAUCACUCUUUCUACACUAGAUAUUUAUGGCUGUACUUGCCAAGAAGGUAAGAUUUUGAAAAGCAAUUGAAUAAGAAGGAAAGUGGUUUUAUAUGGAAGAUCAAAUUUUAAGAUCUUUCGUUUUCUUGUGAACAACAGAUGUUUCUUUGGUCACUAUGUAUAAUAGGUAUUGAAUUUGUGUAAUUAUUUUUUUUCAGAGUAUUUAUGUAAUAUAGAUGAGAAAAAAAAUAUUUCGACCAUUUUGGAUCUAUAUAAUGUAAAAUUAGAUAUUUUCACAGAAUACAAGUUCGCUGUAUUUGAAAUUUGUAGAUAGAAUAACUGCCAUAUAUAUCCAGCUUGUUAUACAUUAACCCUUACCCUGCUAAAUUUCUAUAAUGAACUUGUCCAUCUUUUAAUUUGGGCAGCACCACUUAUUUUUUAAAGAGGUGUUCACUGAAAAUGUACUGACUGAACAGCAAACAGUGCAGAUCAUGAUCAGCCGUCGCUUAAAGGCAGAAUAAUUUGCCGUUAGCAAGCUAAAGGUUAAAUACCAUUUAUAACUAGUAUAGCACUAGCAUGAAUAUUUAUUAUCCACAGUUAUCAAAUAAAGAAAAAAUCAAACCCCUUUCAAAAAUUCCUGAUUUUACAGUAAUGGCUUUUUAAGCGGCUGUAAACCUCAGUUUGCCAGUUACUGAAUUCCCGAUUUACAUUUUAAAGUGUAUACCAAUUUUAUAAAUAAGUAAUUAUACAUAUACAUAAUAGUUUUUCAGUCGAGUGGCUGAAAACUGAAUUGUUGCUAGAUGUAUUAGUAUUGUGUAUACAUUGUAAGCAAUUUCUGAGAUUACACAAGUCAUGUUCAUUCAGCACUGUCAUAUUGUUAUGUAUAUAGAUAUAUCAAUUUGUAAAUUGAAAUAAAACACUGAAAACAUUU